Messenger RNA from Hypomesus transpacificus, 14690 nucleotides. RefSeq lists its product as uncharacterized. Gene Ontology annotation, molecular function: protein binding. The record is from RefSeq and is a predicted model, not a curated record. The coding region runs from base 1 to 13977 and encodes 4658 amino acids. NCBI's taxonomy places the organism in Eukaryota, Metazoa, Chordata, Actinopteri, Osmeriformes, Osmeridae. The transcript is spliced from 55 exons.
AUGACAGACACGGUGGCGCCUGUCGUGGUGACGUUAUCUGCAGCCAGCACAGAAAGAGUGGUCCAGGGCCUGAGACCAGGAACACAAUAUAGCGUCACAUUGAAGGUGUUCCAGUUCUACUACGUGAUGUGUUUGGAUACAAACGUGUCGUCAACAGCGCCGCGUUACUACCUGCUCGUGGAGUCGAUUAAGACAGGAGAACGUUUCAAUUUCACCCACACCAAUCUGAGCGCUGUAGUCACAAACUUACAGCCAUCAACCGCCUACAACUGUUCCGUCUUCACCGCAAACUCCGCUGGACUCGGAGCGAGUAGCAGAGUGAGAACCAUCUCUACCUUGAUACAACCCCCAGCGAGUUGCUCCGCGGUGCAGACUGGAAAGCGGUCAGCUCUUGUCAGCUGGCAGCCUGUGAACAAGGUUCUGGUAUAUGAAGUGAGAAUCACGAAUGCGGCUACAAACGUCACAUCUGUGUCAAACGUGACGGCAACCCAACUGGACUUACAGAACAUACUGCCAUGUUCAUCCUAUCGGAUAGCAAUAUCAUCCUACAAUGCCUUCUUGGAUCCAGGAGAACCUACAAAUUGUGUUUACACCACAAACAAACUAAGCCCAGUGACGUCCAUAUCGGUGGACUACAGCUGUUCCACCAGCUCGGCUUCGGUCUCGUGGGAUGGAGUGUUCGCCGCGGACUCCUACAAGGCGGAGGCAGUGGAGAGCAACGGGACGGUGCUGUCCUGCACAACGCAGGGCACGAGCUGUCAGAUCGCGGGCCUGGGAUGUGGACAGAGCUAUGUGGUGCACGUGAUUGCCUUGUCGGACAGCUGCGAAAGCACGGCAAACGCCACCACUACCUUUAGUACAGUACCCUGUUCCCCCAAGAAUCUCACACUGUACCGAGAGUGCGCCAGCAACGUGAUCAUCUUCUCCUGGGCGCCCACCAACCACACCUCCUUCUACCUGGCCAGGGCUGUGGACUCCCAGGGCAGGACGAUGGACUGCAUGACCAAAGACACCUCCUGCUUCUUCACAGAGACCGUCUGUGGGCGGCAUUACUCCUUCUCAGUGUACUCUGUCAGCGGGGACUGCAACGGCCAGACCAGCUCGGCUGUUUCUGUCAACACCGCGCCUUGCAUGCCGAAGAACGUGAUCACCUCGGCCAACUGUGCGUCGGACGUCCUCACCAGCUCGUGGGACCCUGCGGACGGCGCGCUGUCGUACACGGUGGAAGCUUGGGGGAACAACAACGACCUCAACCGCUACAACUGCAGCUCCGUCGACAGCAGCUGCCUCAUCCGGAACGUUCUCUGCGGAGAGAGUCUUACCGUCCACAUCACGGCUUUCGACGACGAGUGCCCCAGCUACAGAACGCUGGGACAGGUGGCCGAAACCGUACCUUGCGCUCCUAAGAACGUGUCAGCAGCGAUGGAUUGCGGCGCCGACUCCAUCACCCUGACCUGGCCCACCGCCUCCGGCGCCGUGUUCUACAUCGCCACGGCGAUGGAUGAAGCCGGCGAGAUCCGCACCUGCAACGCGGUGGGAAACGAGUGCAAGAUCAAUGGCCUGCAAUGCAGCUCCAACUACACUGCCUUUGUCAUCUCCACCAACCUCCAGUGUAACAGUUCAAAGAGUAAAAUAGUGUCUGUGGAAACAGCCCCAUGUCCACCGAGCCUGAUGGAGGCCACGCUGAACUGCACAGCCAACAGCGCUCUGAUCGUGUGGCGGGGCGACCACAACAUGGCAUCCUACACGACCACCAUGGUGGACGCUUCCGGAAGCCUCCUCAGCUGCAGCACCACCGGCAACAACUGCACCGUCACCAGCCUAAAGUGUGGCCAGCUUUACGCCGUCACCGUGGCGCACCACGACGGCAUCUGCCCCAGCAUGCCCUCCAAGCCCGUGUUCAUGGAGUCAGUGCCUUGCGGCCCAGCGAAUGUGCAAACCAGAGUGAACUGUCUUUCCGGAACCUUCGCGGUGAGCUGGAACGCGUCCAAACGCGCGGAAGCCUACUCCGCCGUCAUCGCCGACGGCAACGGCCAGCGCAAGUACUGCAACACCACCCAGACCAACUGCACGGUCAACACCCUGACAUGUGGGAAGGAAUACACGGUGACGGUUAUGUCCGUAAACGGCACCUGCGUCAGCAUGCCCAGCAAGCCCGUCUCAGUCAGGGAGGUGCCGUGCGUGCCCACUAACGUGACGGCCAAGCGCACCUGCGGCGCCAGCUCAGUGGCGGUGUCGUGGGCGGGCGCCCUUGGGGCCGCAAACUUCACCGCGGUGGCGCUUGGCGGGAGCGGUCACAGGGCCGAGUGCUCCUCCAACCUCACGUCCUGCGUCAUGGCCGACCUGCGGUGCGGCGAGGUGUACAACGUCAGCGUGAUGGCCGUGGACGCCACCUGCUCCAGUCUGAUGAGCAGAGCGGUCGCCCUGGCGACAGUCCCUUGCCCUCCCACACAUGUCACUGCCUGGGUGGACUGUCCCACGAACACGGCCUCCCUCACCUGGGACGCCAGCCCCAACGCUGCGACCUACACUGCCAAGGCGGUGGGCACGGACGGCCACAGCGUUUCCUGUGCCAGUGCCACCCCUGGCUGCCAGCUUGCCGGCCUACACUGUGGCCAGGCCUACGUCUUCACCGCCGCCGCUUCUGACGGCAGCUGUGCCAGCCCCGACAGCAUGCCGAUCACUCAGCAGUCUGCACCCUGCGCCCCACACAGUGUGACGAACAGCCUCAACUGUAGCAGCAACAUCCUGAGGGUCAGCUGGGGACCGGACUCCGUUCCCCUGAACUACAGCGCCACCGCGCUGUCUGGGAAUGGUACUGCACUGUCCUGCACCACCACGAACACCAGCUGUGAGGUGAAGGGGCUCCAGUGUGGGCAGCAGUACAGCGUCACGGUAAAAGCAAGCAACAGCAACUGGCCCUGUAUGCCCACUAACCUGCAGGGGCACGUGGACUGUUCCUCCAACACUCUGCUGGCGUCCUGGGGCUCUGCCCCCGGGGCUCUGACCUACACGUCCAUGCUGACCAGCUCAGACGGCCUCUCCACCCCCUGCUCUUCCUCCAACCCCUCCUGCUCCUUCCCCGGCCUGAAGUGUUCUCAGAAGUACAGCCUUCGCGUGUUCGCCGGCAACAGCCAGUGUAACAGCUCCACCAGCGCUAGCCUCAACGUGACGGCCGCACCCUGCGACCCCAAGAACGUUACAGCCCGUCUGCAGUGCGUCUCUGGCGCGGUGUCCGUGUCCUGGGCGGAGAGUGCCGGGGCCAAGGCCUACACGGCGGUUGCUCAGCUCAACGGGAGCAACGUCGAUUCCUGUACCUCUGUCUCGACUUCCUGUGACCUCAGCCAGCUAAGAUGUGGGAAUAAAUACACAGUAAUAGUGCUGGCUGGAGAUGGGACCUGCAACAGCUCCACUCUGGCCUCAACCACUGUACAAACAGCCCCCUGCCCUCCCGUCAUCCAGAACCGCACCCUGGACUGUUCCACCAACCGUGCGUCUGUGUCCUGGGCUCUGAGUAAGGACGCCGUGGGGGUCCUCAUCAACGUCACCUCCGCCUCGGGCCACUCUGCAUCCUGCCAGUCCAACAGCACUUCCUGCGUGCUCACAACCCUGCUGUGCGGACAGAACUACACCGCGCAGGGCUUUUCUCUGGGAAGCCAGUGCAACAGCAAACCCAGUGAUGCGUUCCAGAUUGUCACAGCCCCCUGUACCCCAGCUAAUGUCAAGGCCCAGUACACGUGUGGCUCCAGUAAAGCUGUGUUGAGCUGGGACGAAACCCUGGGAAGGGACAGUUUCUACGUGCUGGUGACGUCUGGGAACCAGUCGGACUCCUGCAGGACAGCGGGGACACAGUGCUCCCUGAGCGCCCUCAGGUGUGGUCAGCUGUACAACGCCACAGUGUACGCCGUCUCUGGACUCUGCAACAGCAGCCAGCCAGGGACCACCCAGAUACAGACAGCCCCCUGCGCCCCCCAGAACGUCAGCGCGUCUCUGGUGUGUGCCAACAACACGGCGGGCGUUACCUGGCUCUCCAGCCCUGGCGCCGUGGGGUACAACGUGCUCGCCGUCGGCAGGGACGGAGACAACAAGACCUGCGCAACGAACGGCACCAGCUGCAACCUCAGCGGCAUGCUGUGCGACAAGACCUACAACGUCACCGUCACGCCCUUCUCCAGGGCCUGCGAAGGCUUCCAGAGCGCUGCGUUCAUCUUUACCACAGGUCCCUGCCCUCGUCCUGCAGUGCAGGUGUCUCUGAAAUGCACAGGUAACGUGGGCUCUGUGUCCUGGACCCCCGGCCCGGUGGGUGAGCUCUACGUUGCCACGGCGACGGGAAACCAAGGCCACGCCUACAACUGCUCCACGGACGGGACCGGCUGUUCCUUCGGUGGCCUGAACUGUGGAGAGACCUACAGCGUCUCCGUGGUGACCGUGAAGCUGGGCUGCAGGAGCGAGCCCAGCGCGCCGGUCGCUCUCGGGGCAGCAAUCUGUCCUCCCACCAACCUGGCUGGAGUGACAGCCUGCAGCACCAACAACCUGAACAUCACCUGGACCCAGAGCCCCGCCUCCUCAGCCGUCACCUACUUCCUGUACUCCCAGAAACAAGGAGGAGUCAAUGCGACCUCCACCACCACGGCUGGGACAUCCCAGCUCUUCUCUGGGCUGCACUGUGGCGAGCACUUCACCUUCAGAGUGUCUGUCCAGGACUCCAGGUGUACCAGUGGGCUCAGUCCAGCCAUAGAGAUAGACACAGCUCCCUGCGCACCCACCAACCUCACGGCGCAGUCUAAAUGCGGCACCACCAAGACUGCCCUCACCUGGAACCCGAGCGCCGGCGCGGUGGCUUACGUCGCCACGGUGACGGGCCCUAACGGGCGCUUGGCUUUCUGCGUGUCGAACACCUCCUCCUGCUCCGUGGAGCUGGACUGUGGGCUCACCUACUCGGCUGCUGUGGCGGCGUCCACCUCCACCUGCAACAGCACCGUGGCCCCCAGCGUCCAGUUUGACUCUGCCCGCUGUCUGCCCAGUAACGUGACGGCCCAGCUGCCCAGCUGCACGGCCAACUCCUUUGCUCUCAAGUGGCAGGCCAGCCCUGGCAACCCUUCCAGCUACACCGGCCUGGCCAUCGGCAGCGACGGCUCCCGCUCCACCUGCAACACCAGCCUCACGGCCUGCACCAUCCAAAACCUGCGCUGUGGCACCACCUACAGCCUCGCCGUGACAACCUCCUCCUCCUCCGCCAGCUGUGGCACCAUCGACGACACGGACUACAAGGUCCAAUCAGCCCCCUGUAAGCCAACGAGCCCAGCCGUGAGCCUUGAGUGCAGCAGCAACGCAGCGCUGGUGACGUGGCAGAACGCCGGGCCAGACCAGCUCCACGUGGUCUCGGCCAUGGACCGCCUGGGCCGUAGCAAGACCUGCAACAGCACCGGCUCCAACUGCACCUUCACACAGCUGGGCUGUGGGGAAGCGUUCACCCUCAGCGUAGUGGGGAAGACCCAGACCUGUACGAGCGAACCCAGCACCACCAUGAACCUGCUCACAGCCCCCUGCGUCCCCACUCUGGUCACAGCCGACGUGGACUGCGAGAACGGCAUCACCAUGGUGACCUGGGACCAGGCCCGCGGCGCGCUCCGCUACACGGUGCUGGCGGUGGCUAACGGCGGCGGCCACAACGACACGUGCACCAACACAGACACUAUCUGCACCUUCUUCAACCUGCGGUGUGGCCAGGUGUACACCAUCACGGUGCUGGCCCACCACGACAGCUGUGGGAGUCUGGCGAGUCAACCAAUCAAGGCGAGCACAGGGCCCUGCCCCCACUCUGGCCUCCAGGCCUCCUUUGACUGCAGCACCAACACGGCCGUCCUCUCCUGGACCCCCGGCCAAGGCAUCCUGUCUUACAACGGCACGGCCAAGGAGUUGAGCAUCCCCCACCUGAGGACCUGCGCCACCACCGGAUCCUCCUGCAACAUCAGCGGCCUGCUGUGCGGGGAGAAUUACAGGCUUAGCGUCAGAGGGGAGGGGCUUAAGUGUGUGAGCCCCGCCCUCGAGUGGCUCUCUAUAAACACAGCGCCUUGCCCCCCUACCCAGCUCAAGGUCCUGUCCUCGUGUGACUCCAACACCAUCUCAGUCUCCUGGGUGGCAUCCCAGGGCUCGCUCUCAUACAUGGCGGUUGCCGAGUGCAUCCAGGGCCAAAAACUGACCUGCAACACCACCAGCGCGACAUGUAACAUCACAGGACUGCUGUGUGGACAAGAGUACAAGGUCUACGUCGUCGGUUUGGACGACGGCUGCACCGGGGCCAAGAGUAACAUCUAUGUCCUCCACACAGCCCCCUGUGUGCCGGCGAACGUGCAGAGCCAGAUGAACUGUCGGGCCGCGGUGCUCAACGUCACCUGGCAGCAGAGCGGCCAGACGCAGCUCUUCCACACCAGCGUGCAGAGCAGCGCCGGGAGGCGGAGCAGCUGCGCUCGGGCCACACUCAGCUGCGUGGUCCCAGACGUGCAGUGCGGUCUCAACUACACCGUGGCGGUGCUGGCCUCCUACGAGUCCUGCAACAGCUCCCAGAGUGCCUUGCAGCAAGUCCUGGCAGCUCCGUGUCCUCCGGACUCGGUGAAGGUCGUGGUCAACUGCUCCACCAGCGUCGCCGCGGUGACGUGGAACAACAGCGUCGCGGGGGUUCUGUACACGGCCACGGCCGUCUCCCGUGACGGUCAUCAGCUCUUCGCCUGCAGCGCCACGCAAACCGGCUGUAACCUUAGAAACCUGACGUGCGGGACCGAGUACAACGUCACCGUCACCCCGUCAAGAGGGGGCUGUGUGGGGGCAGACAGCCCGGUCCACCGCAUCAGAACAGCUCCCUGCAUCCCCCGCGUCACCCAGGUGGAAGCGGACUGUCUCUCCGACUCGGCCUGGGUGAUCUGGGAGCACGCCGCCGGGGCGGGGCUCUACGUCGCCAUGGCGACCGACCGGCUUGGGACGACCUACGCGUGCAACACCACCGACAGCUCGUGCGCGGUGCCAGAGCUGCCGUGCGGGCAGAACUUCACCUUCAGCGUCACGGCCACCGACCAUCAGUGUUCCAGCGCGCCGAGUAACGCCGUGGUGUCUGAAACCGCGCCCUGCCCUCCUCAGGACGUGGAAGCAGACAUGAGCUGUGAGAACGGCUCGGUGGCGAUAUCGUGGGCGGCCAGCACGGGCGCCGUGGCCUAUACCGCCACGCUGGAGCGCACCGAUGGAGAGACCACCUGCUGCUCCGCCCGUGGGACGCACUGUGACAUCACAGGCCUCCCGUGUGGAGAGAUGUACGUGCUGAUCGUGACCGCCGAGGGGCGCACCUGCAACAGCUCCGAGAGCAUCGGCAACAUCGUCCGAACCGCGCCAUGCACCCCCCAGAAGCUAGAGGGCAGUGUGAGCUGCAGAGACAACGUGGCCAGCAUGAACUGGACCAGCAGCCGCGGGGGCCAGCUGUACACCGUGAGCGCCGUGGGGACUGACGGACAUGCGGACAAGUGCUCGUCCUUUGAAAACACGUGUGACCUCACCGGCCUGCGCUGUGGGCAACACUACACCGCCGCCGUAGUGGCCAACGACAGCACGUGCAACAGCCCUCCGAGCAACAAGGUGGACCUCAGAACAGUUCCCUGCAUGCCGGACACCGUGUCCGCCACGGUCAGUUGCCAGGACAACUCCCUCAAGGUGUCUUGGUCGGAGAGCCGGGGAGCCGACUCCUUCACGGCGAGCGUGGAGGACGGCGGCGGCAGCGGCACCACCUGCCAGGCCAUGUCCGCAGGCUUCUGCAACGUCAGUGGGCUGAGCUGCGGACAGCUCUACCACGUCAGCGUGGUCGCUUCCGACGGAUACUGCAACAGCCCGCCCACCGAGUCUGUGGUCGCACCCUCAGUCCCCUGUCAACCGACUCAGAUCCGAGCUGUGAUGGACUGUGAGAGCCGUGUAGGCAUGUUGACCUGGCAUAUGAGCUCCGGAGCUGUGUCCUAUAGAGCCACGGCCAUUACUAGGUUUGGCCAAUCGGUGACCUGCGACACCAACAACACCCACUGUUAUCUCGACGAUCUCUCCUGUGGGGAGGAAUACUCUGUGUCUGUCGAGGCCCGGGGGGAGAACUGCAGCAGCGUGGGUCACAUGACAGGAACACUCAUCACUGAACCCUGCGUCCCUCUUAACCCCUCCUACACGUACGGCCUGAACAUCGCCCAGUUGAGCUGGGACGGUAGCAAGGGGGCCACCUCGUACAGCGCCGAUGCGGUGACCGACCAAGGCAUGUCGUACUCCUGCCAGACCAGAGACACCUACUGCGCCCUGCAGGACAUGGCCUGCGGCCAGGUGUACAACGUCUCCAUCACCGCUAGCAACCAGGUCUGCCAGGGCGGGGCUACUUCUGCUUCAGUCAGUCUGACCACAGAACCCUGCCCGCCCAAAAACGUCAAGGCGCGCCUGCACUGCGGGACGGACAUGGCCACGAUGUCAUGGGAGGAGAGCAGGGGCGCCGUGGGAUACGUGGCGAAAAUGGAAGGACGCCGAGACGGCUCCCUACUGUACUGCAUCACGACCGGAACCUUCUGCAACGUGACGGGCCUCCGCUGCGGCUCCAGUCACUUGGUCACGGUCUUCGCGCUGGGAGAGAGCCUCAACAGCACCAACUCUGCCACAAUCCUACUGGACUCAGCUCCCUGCGUGCCCACCGGCGUUCAGGCGCACGUGAACUGUGCUAACGACAGCGCCGCAGUCACAUGGGCAUUCAGCAACGGCGCCGACUCCUACAAGCUAACGGCCACGACGGGCGACGGUUUCCAAGCGUCCUGCGCGACGACGGAGAACCACUGCAACUUGACCGGGCUAGCCUGCGGUCGGAGUUACAACCUCAGUCUGACGUCUGUCAACCAAAACUGCCAGGUGGAGACGGGAGUCAGCUUCAGCACACGACCCUGCGCCCCCCUGAGUGUGAAUGUGGAUUUUUUGUGCGGAAACAAUACAGCCUCCUUGUCCUGGAAAAAGACAGAGGGGGUGCAGCUCUACCAGGCUAGCGCCACCCCUAGUCUGGGAGGACCGGUCAGGUACUGCAACACCACCGGCUCCUCCUGCAAGUUCCCUGGGCUGGACUGUGGGAAGACCUACAGGUUCACCGUGACGGCCUACAACAGCCUGUGUCAGAGCGAGAGCAGCAACAGCGUGGAGGUCAAGACAGCACCGUGUCAGCCAGGCCAGCUGGUGGCCGAGGGCUCCUGCAGUAACGAGACGGUGUGUCUGGGCUGGGCGGCGGCCAGAGGGGCGUCCGUCUACGUGCUGACGGCCGCGGGGGACCUGGGAUACUUCACGGCCCUGCAGACCAACGACACGGCCCUGGACGUGGUGCUUCCCUGCGGACAGACCUACAGCUUCACGGUCACGGCCGAGGACGAGAGCUGUGGUAGCCCGGCCAGCAGCACAGCCCACUUCAAGACUGCCCCUUGCGUCCCGUACGGCCUGACGACCUACAUCCAGUGUGAGGCCAGCCUGGGAGCCGUCAGCUGGAGUCCCAGCGACGGCGCCGAGUCCUACAUGGCGGUCGCCGUGGGAACGGACGGCCUACCCCACAUGUGCACCACCAACUCUAACACUUGCACCUGGGACAACCUGCUGUGCGGGGACCUGUACGUGAUCCAGGUCAUCGCCAACGAUCACCUGUGUAGCAGCUCUCCCAGCAACAGCACCAGCAUACAUACAGCUCCUUGCGUGCCCCAGAACCUGACGUCAUCGAUAAACUGUGCCACGAAGGUGACCACCCUCCAGUGGCUCCCUGGCCAUGGAGCCCAGCUCUACGUGGCGACUGCAGAGGCCAGUGACGGCCACCAGGUGGCGCAGAGCACCAACCACACCCAUGCCGACUUCUCAGAGUUGACCUGCGGCCAGAGUUACUCCCUGUCAGUCCAAGCGGUGGAUGCGGUGUGUAGAAGCGUCUUCAGCCUGCCUGCGCAUCAGGAUACAGAACCCUGCCCCCCCACCUCCGUCUCCAGCGUCAUGGACUGCCAGACCAACAUCGCCGUGGUGUCGUGGGGGGCGUCUCCGAUGGCAGAUUACUACACGGCCACCAUCAAGCGCAGCUACGGCCAGACCGACACCUGCCUGUCCGGCACCCUCGAGUGUGGCACGUCCCAGAUGACCUGCGGACAGAACUACACCGUCACCGUCACCGCCUCCAGACAUCUGUGCCAGUCGGACCCCAGCCUGGAGAACAAGCUCCACUCAGUGCCCUGCGUCCCGACAAACGUCGUGGCCGUGAUCAACUGCUCGGACAACACGGCCCGAGUGUCGUGGAACGCCAGCGAGGGGGCGCUGUUCUACGUGGCCACGGCGAAAAGCACGCAGGGCGGCCUGUCGACGUGCGAGAGCGCACAACACGGCUGCACCCUGACCAACCUCACCUGUGGAGCGCUCUACUCCGUCAGCGUGGUGGCGAGGGACAGCAACUGCGGCAGCCUGCCUAGCCAAUCAGCAGAGCUUCAGACAGUCCCCUGCACCCCACAGAUCGAAGACAUUGUCCUGGACUGCUUCCUGGACUCAGCCCAGGUGGCAUGGUCCCAUGCCGCGGGGAGCCUGUCCUACACAGUCUCGGCCACCGGGGGCGCUGCCAAGUCAUCCUGCCACACCAACAACACCACCUGUGAGCUGCUGGACCUGACCUGUGGCCGGGCGUUCACGGUCAGCAUGGUGGGCUCCGACGGACAGUGCGACAGCUUCCGUAGCUCCAGCCGGGAAAUGACAUCAGUCCCCUGCCCCCCCGAGCACGUGGCGAUCUCCUUGGACUGCUCUGCCAACUCGGCCCUGGUGGCAUGGCAGCCCAGCCAGGGGGCGGAGUCGUACAGGGUCCAGGCCGUCGGCGUGCAGGAGCACGAGACGGGCUGCGAGACCACCCAGCACUCCUGCCACAUCCCCGACCUCCUGUGCGGCUUCACCUACAACAUCAGCGUGGUCGCACUCAACAGAGAGUGCAACGUGUCGGAGAGUAACGUGACCCAGCUGCAGUCAGUGCCUUGUGUACCUAACCACGUGCAAGCCACUACAAACUGUGCGUCCAACGUCGUGUCUCUCUCCUGGGAGCCUAGCAACGGUGCCACCUUCUACACGGCGGUGGCGUCCGGCAACGGAGGCAACAAGCUGUCGUGCGACACGAACGGCACGGUGUGCGAGUUCACCAAUCAGCAGUGCGGCGUGUCGUACGACGUCACCGUGAGCGCCUCCGACCACGCGUGUGCCAGCGCCAACAGCACGGCGCUGCACGUGAACACAGUGCCUUGCAAGCUCCAGAAUGUCACCGCCAAGAUGGAAUGCAACAACAACACUGGCCUGGUGUCAUGGGAACGAGGAGUGGGUGUGACCUCAUACCGGGUGAGCGCGUUCGGACCGGACGGCCACCAAGUCCAAUGUGCCAGCAACGCCACCAGCUGCCGGCUACCCGGCAUGCACUGCGGCCAGCUGUACAACGUGACGGUCGCCGCUCAGGAUGGGACCUGCAACAGCAGCAGCACAUUCCUCACCCUGAAGUCCGUGCCCUGUAACCCCACCAGCGUGAAGGCCGCUCUGCUGUGCCAGCCCAACGCGGUGGCGGUGACGUGGGAGCAGGCCAGCGGUGCUGCCUGGUACCAGGCGGUGGGCGUCGCAGCCGACGGGCGCACCCAGGCCACGUGCAACAACAGCCUGACGUUCUGUGACCUGACCGGCCUGGCCUGUGGACAGACCUACAACGUGACUGUGUUUGCCAAGGACGAGGCGUGCAGUAGCGUGCCGAGUAGCAGGGCCAGCUCCAGAACAGCUCCCUGCCCUCCCCAGAACGUGACGGCAAACGUCCGCUGUUCCCAGCGCUCCGUGGUCGUCUCGUGGGCGCCCAACCCCGACGCCGACUCCUUCCACGCCGUGGCCCUGGCCGGCAACGGGGCGAUCCUGUCGUGCAACACCACAGGCACCACCUGCACGAUUCUAAACCUGCUCGACGGACACGACUACAACGUCAGUGUGGCCUCCAUCAGGGGCGACUGCGAGGGCAGAUGUAGCCUCCCGAUCCAAGUCUCCACAGCUCCUCUGCCACCCACCAGGCUAGAAGGGAGUCUGGACUGUGUGACCAACUCAGCCUGGAUGACAUGGCAGCCGUCGAGCGGCGCUCAGACCUACACAGUGACGGCGGUCGGGAGCAACCAUCAAAACCUCUCCUGCACCACCUCCACCCUCACGUGUAACAUUCCCGACUUGGCCUGCGGCACCAACUACACCUUCAGCGUGAUCGCGUCCAACGCUUUCUGCAACAGCACGCCGAGCGGCUCCGUCCACUUUGAAACGGGUCCCUGUGCCCUCACCCACAUCACCGUCCACACCCAGUGCAACAGCAGCACCAUCCUGGUGGGCUGGGAGGCUACAGAAAACACUCCGCUGUACCUGGUGACGGCCGAGGGCCAGGAUCGCACCCUCAUCUCCUGCAACAGCACCUCCAGCUCCUGCCUGCUCGCCGGCGUCCUCUGCGGCAUGCAGUACACCAUCAUCGUGUCGGCGUCCUCGGACAAGUGCAGCAGCCUGAGGAGCCCGCCGCAGAAGGUCGUCACAGCGCCCUGCACCCCCAAGAAUGUGUCCAUCGUGCCUACGUGCCAGGACAACGGCGUGACAGUGUCCUGGCCUCGCUCCGAGGUGGCCACGUCCUACCUGCUGACCGCCACGGGCCGAGACGGCGACCUGCGCACCUGCAACACCUCAGUCAACAACUGCAGCCUUGGCGCUCUGCACUGCGGCCAGCCCUACAGCUUCAGCGUGACCGCCAGCACCGUCAACUGCACCAGCCAGCCCAGCACCGCCGUCACUUACAGGACAGUACCCUGCUCCCCGACUGGCCUGCGUGUGGACUCCCAAUGCGAGACCAACUCUGCCGUGCUGUCGUGGAACGCCACUGAGGGGGCGGUGGAGUACUACGUCCGCGCCACGUGUGACGCCGGCAGCGUGCUGUACUGCAACAGCAACGCCACAUCGUGCACCAUCGGGGGCCUGGGGUGUGGAGCCGUGUACAACUACUCCGUGCAGGCCUCUGACAGAGCCUGCAACAGCUCCCUCAGCAAACCCCUGCCUGCUGGAGCAGUCCCGUGUCCCCCUGCCACAGUCAAGAACAAGGUGCAGCUCAUUGGCCAGAACUUUGUGGCUCGUGUGUCCUGGAGUGCUGUCAUCUGCCCCAACGUCACAUACCUGGUGGAGGUGACAGGGCAUAUCCAAGACGACCCACAGGCCCUGUUGACGGUCUCCUCCUAUUGGACAGAGACCCAGUACUUUGAGAUUCCACUGCCCUGCAGCACAUCCUUCAAUCUCACCGUCCGCUCCAGGAACUCUGCCGGCGAGAGCAAGCGCUCGACUGCUGUUGGGGGGAUCACAGGUCCCUGCCCUCCUCCUGCUGUCGAAUUCAGGGGUGACAACCAGUCCUCUGUGUUGUCCUGGGGGGCGUCCGUGUUGGCCGUCAACUACACCGUUUACGUGACCGCCCCAAAACGAACACAGGUGUGCGUCACCCCAAAGCUCUCCUGCAACCUGACCAACGUCAGCCCGAACGUCGUCGAGGUGACGGCCAGCAACGCGGCAGGAGAAAGUCUCCCAUCUAAAGUCACGGCAUUAAAUCGCCGUAGGAGAGAUCUAAGGGAGAGCGAAAUGUUUGCUGAAAUACAUCAGAGCGAGGAGCUGUCGGUCCCUGAGGUGCAGGUUACCACGGUAACAGGCGUGUCCCUGUAUGUGGAGUGGGGGCCGGUCAGGGGCGCUACGCACUACACCCUCGUGGUCAAAGAAGACAUUCCCACCAGGCCACAUCGCGAGGUGAUGGCCGUCUACAGCGAGUUUUCCGUUGUGAACGACCUAAAACCCUCCACCAGAUACUGCAUCCUCCUGUCAGCCAAGAACGCUCGCACACAGAGUUCAUACUCCACGCCUCAGUGUGUCACUACCGGCGUUCCUCUGUAAAAGGCUUCUACCUUAACGAACAUUACGACACGAAAAUCUGUGACUUUCUCCUGUCAUGGAGGUGCACUCCAACUGAAAUGGCUUGGAGACGAUAACAAGUCACUGAUUUGAUAUAAAAGCGUUUAAAUGAAAUCAUAACGAUAUUUUUUUUAUUUUGCUAUAGAUUAUUUCACAGAAGCUAUGUUUUUAAUUCUGUUGAAAGCCAUCAUGUAACGUUUAGGAUAUUGCAUACAUCUGAAAUGUUUGAUUUAACCAGAUGAGUAUCUACUGAUUAAGCUAAACAAUCUUUAAUUCACUGCUAGAAUUAGAUUUAAUUUCCUUCAUUGUGGUUGAUAAGAUAGCAGCAUGUAUCAUAUUAUUGUGUAGUUCUUUCCAAAAGUAUUGCUACAAUUGUUCUGUAGGCUAUUUAUCCUAAAUGGUAAUAUUUUUGAGAUGGGCAACCAGAUUAUUUCUGCUACCAAUAUACACAUUUUAGAUUCUUCUGCUGAUUUAAAUCAAAUUAUGUACACAAAGUAUUAGAUCUAGAGAAAAUAAAUGGUAAUUUAUCAAGCAAUAUUUUUUUAACCAUACAGUAUAUUUUCUAUCUGAUGUACUAUAUGUUCUGUCUCGUUUUGUGAACACUUUACAAAAGCUCUUCUUUAUUGAGCCCAAACAUGGAAGGAAUAAAAAUCUGUGAAACAUAAAAAAAAGUUAUUUCUCCAUGAAGAACUUUA